Molecule: messenger RNA, 4128 nt
Organism: Sporothrix brasiliensis 5110
Lineage: Eukaryota; Fungi; Ascomycota; Sordariomycetes; Ophiostomatales; Ophiostomataceae
Product: WD repeat protein
Exons: 1
Coding region: 1-4128 (1375 amino acids)
Biological process (GO): tRNA methylation
Cellular component (GO): cytoplasm
Molecular function (GO): protein binding
Source: RefSeq, a predicted model, not a curated record
AUGGCUGCCGCCACGUUGACCCCUGAGGCCCAGCAGCAAUCAACACGCAACCAGAUGCCUGCUGCUCCCCGCCAACUUCAACGCGACGAAGCAUCCGUCUUGUGCCCUGUCACCGCUCUCGCAUUCUACCGCUUUCGACAGAACGCUUGUUCAACAGAGAGCCCCUCCCUGUUUGUGCUUGCGGGGGAAGACGGCUGGCUCGCCGUCUACGGUGCCUUGGAAGGCGACGCUCGACUUGCACCAGGAUCUGACUCCCUGUCCGGCCGUCGCUGUUAUGGCCGGCUCCGCAUCUUUUCCGAGCAGCCUAUCCAAGGAUGCCGGGUGGGACGUCGAGAUGGUGAGGAUGGUGGCGACGAAGACGAUGCUGUUCUCGUCUGGGGCGGCCGGUCUGUGGCAAUUGUCGGCCGGGAGCACAUUGCCCAAAUCUUGGCAGCCACGGCUGGGGACAGAGUAGCAGACGAAGCCAGUCCAAGGCACCCCGUGGUGAACGAGGUCCUGGCACCAGACUGGAUUUACGACGGCCUUUUGCCGCGCCGCCGUGCCUCAAAGGGACUUGAUGGAAGGCAUGCAGGUGCGCUGGUCACGGCGCACAAUGAGAUACUGCCAUUGUGGGUGGAACAGAGCGGUUUGAUCCGCUUCGGCGCGCCCAUCUCACCAUCUCGACCAGUGCUAUACUCUGCCCAGCUGGCCUGGGCGGGCAGCGACAAGAGCACGGUCGGCAGUGAAGGAGACGAACGCCUGCUCGUUGUGGCAGGCACCGUGUUUGGCGAGAUCGUGGUCUGGACGUGUCAGCUUCCUACAACGGACAAUGCCCGCCAAACAGACCUUGGGAUUGACGUCCUCGACGUGUUUACGGGCCACGAGGGCUCCAUCUUUGAUGUCGUCGUGUCGCCGGAGCUACGCACGAGCGAUUUGGUGGGCCGCGGGGCAGAACCCGCGCCGCAAAGACGGGUCCGGUUGCUGGCAAGCUGCAGCGACGACCGCACAAUAUGUAUAUGGCCUUUGUACCUAGACAGCGGCAGCAAUGAGGCGGACGGCGGUGCAAAGGUGGUCGGUGCGCCCGCGACGAACAUGGCCCGUGAGACUGGUUUCCAGAAUACUUUCAAAGGGCUGGCCCGGCGGACCGAUGAGCCGCCCAACGGUGCAAACCCACAACCUCGGACGGCGGUCAAGAAGCAGUAUCUCCAAAGCACAGACCUUCCGGUACCAUCGACACCGUCUUCGUCGCCCGCGCUGGCUUCCGUCAUGGCACACGCUUCGCGCAUCUGGCAUGUGCGAUUUGGUGAAUUUUCGGCAGCGGCAGCUCAGGACGGCAACUUGCUUCUUUAUUCGUUUGGUGAAGACGCCACGGCUCAAGAAUGGCGGCUUGAAUUGGGUCUCAACCCGCGCAUAGAAGACAAGCCCAGCUUCAGCGGGAAAUUGGUGCAUUUACGCACCUUUUCAUCACAUGUUGGAAAGAACAUUUGGUCGGCGGCUGUCUUUCCCAAGGCAUGUCAUGGUGUGCGAUUGCCGCGAGGCCCUCUUAUUGCAACUGGCGGUUGCGAUGGAAAGAUAUGGCUCUUCGAAGGUCGCCAUAGCGAACCACAGCCUGUCGCAUCCCAAGGCACCCAACUCGCCACACUUCUGUCGGGCACCAUUUCUUCUUCAAAGAUUCCUUCACGGGUUGGCAGCGUAGACACAAAAGUGCAUCCUCAACCAUCACCGCCACCCCCUCCUCCUGCCACACAAGAAGAGGAAGGAGAAUCCGUGCCGAAAAAGAAGUCGAAAGCGAAGACGAUGAAGAUCCGCGAGGAGUUGUUUAAUAGCUAUGCUUUUUUGUCGGAUGAUCAGCUGCUAGCCGCCACGACUCAGGGAAGGCUUCUGCGCGGCGACCUCCGCUACACAAGCAGCGAAACAGCAAGGCUCGAGUGGAUCGAGCUGCCCGGCGUUUCGGAUGACACUACACUGUCAUUGAAAGACUACAACGUUGUUCGCAGCCCGCUAGGCGACGGUGGCAGCGGUGUGGCAACGAGUCCCGGUGCUGAUGGGCUCGCCAUUGUUGGAAACGCAACCGGCCACCUGUUUCUGUACUCGAGACGAGGCGGGCUGCAGAGACUUACUGCCACCCUCCCUGGAAAGGUGGACGAGAUCUUCUUCCUUCCGCAUACGGCGGACGAUAUAUCCGCCGUCAACGCUGUGGGCGGCUCCUUAUUUUAUCUUGGUGUCAUUGCGACAACUCUGUUCCGAGAUGAGGCUACCCUUCUGGAUUUGACGAUUGACGUGUCCAGCGGCGCACUGGUGUCCGAGAGCACGAGAUCGAUGAAGCUGCCCACCAAAGUUCCGGCUUCACCUGCGGCUAUGGUCAUCACAACUGCAAGCCGGUGCUUGGAGUACAUUGUGCUGGGUUCCCGAAAUGGACAACUGUGCCUGUACAAGCCAGUAGAGAGCGACGGCGGUAAUGCGGCCGCGACAUUUGUGUUGGCGACGCAGUUCCAGACACGGACCCGAGACGCGAUCCUCUCGAUUGUCCCACUCCCUCCACGACCUGGCCAGCCUCCCCUAUCGUCUGCCUCCUUUGUCGUGACAGCCCGCGACGGCAUGUACCGCAUCUGCACCAUCGUCGAAAGCUGCACCGGUAACCCCUCCAUAUGCCUGCAGCACGAGACAGCCACGCCGUUCGGCCCCAUUGUCCGGGAUGCUUGGUUCAUCCAAAGCGGAACGCCAGACGAGCCUCCCGAGCUUGUCGUGUGUGGCUUUCGAAGCACACAUUUCGUCGUCUGGAACGAAACGCGCCAGCAAGAGCUUGCAGCGGUCGACUGCGGGGGCACGCACCGCACCCAUACAUACCUCUAUGGGAGGGCCAACGGAAACAAGUCGACGACGAGCGCGGGUAGAAUACGUUUCGCAUUUACGCGUCAGUCCGAGCUGCACGUGUUUGCGCAAGAUGUAUGCGUCACCGUGCCGCUCAAGACCGGUGGCCACGGUCGAGAGAUUCGUUCUGUUCGUGCCAGCGCCAGCGGCAAGUAUAUCGCGACCGGCGGCGAGGACACCGUUGUUCGCAUAUGGAACAACCCACAGACGGGUGGUAACAGUGUAGCAACCUCAUCAUCGGCGAUGGAGAGACGUUGCCUUUCCGUGCUGAAACGACACAACACUGGCCUCCACAGCCUGGCCUGGCUCGGCGAUGACUGCCUGAUCAGCGCUGCCGGCUCCGAAGAACUCUUCAUCUGGCGGGUAUCGACAAUGGCCGACUCGUCAUACGACGGCUUGGCCGUACUUUGCGAAUCAUCGUAUCCCGACAGCACGGACGACAAGAUCCUGCGCAUCAUUGGCCUCGAUGCGAGUCUCGACCCAAGCGACAACGAUGGCAGCGCCAUGUUCAUCUCGGUCGCACUGUCCAACUCGGUCCUCAAGACGUACCGUUAUGCCGCCGCCAGCGGCUGGCAGCUGCUGUCCCAGGGCCACUACACAGGGGCCUGUCCGACACAGCUGCGCCACCUGUCGUUGCGGCGCGGAGGUGAUCUCGUGGUGCUGGCGGCGUUUGCCGAUGGACAUUUGACCGUGUGGAGAGCAGCUCCAGAGGCGCAGGAGGCGGCCGGAGGACACGAGUCUAUUCUAUACGACGACUACUUGCUCUUGUGUUCGACCAGGACGCAUCAAAGUGCAGUCAAGUCUCUUGACCUUGUCUCGACCGGCCAAGAUGAUACCGAAUCUCGGAGGGCCAUUUUUACCGGCGGCGACGACAACGCAAUAGCGGUCACGGUCCUUGGCGCAAUCGUCCAUGGCGACAACAGCGUCACCUACGCGUUUGACAAGACAUUCCGCGUGCCCAGUGCUCAUGCCGCCGCCGUGACCGGAGCCAAAAUUCUGAUCAACGAGGCGUGGGGGAAGACGGGCAAUUCCAGCUUCACAGCGGUUACCUGCAGCAACGACCAGAGGCUCAAAGCAUGGAGAGUUAUCAUGUCGCAUCCGGGGAGCACGAGUGCGGCGAGCACGGCCCGCAUACAGCUUCUGGACGACCGUUACAGCGCCAUUGCUGAUCCUGGUGACGUGGAAAGCAUUGAAGGUGAUGGAAGCGCAUCUGGCAGUAUUUCUGCUCUUGUCGUCGGCAUGGGCAUGGAGACAUGGAAUUGGAGUAUUUAUGACUAA